CCCCACUGCUACCACCAGCAGCAGUGCCUCUGCUCCCAUGACUACCACCAACACUGCUACCACAAGCACUGAGACGUCCACACCUGUGAGUACAAUAACUAAUUCUCCAAUGAGCACCAGCACCACUGCUCUCACGAGCACCAGUGCCACUGCACCCACAAGCACCAGUGCCACUGCUACCACGACUACCAGCGCCUCUGCUCUCACCAGCACCAGCGCCACUGCUACCACGAGUACCAGCACCACUACUGCUGUGAGCACUAGCGCCACUGCUCCCGUGAGUAACACCAAUAUUGCUACCACAAGCACUGAGACGUCCGGAGCCACGAGUAUAAGCAACACUGCUCCCACCAGCACCAGCGCCACUGCUUCCAUGAGCACCACCGCCACUACUACCACGAGUACCAGCGCCACUGCUCCCACCAGCACCAGUGCCUCUGCUCCCAUGACUACCACCAACACUGCUACCACAAGCACUGAGACGUCCACACCUGUGAGUACAAUAACUACUUCUCCUGUGAGCACCAGCACCACUGCUACCACGAGCACCAGUGCCACUGCACCCACAAGCACCAGCGCCACUGCUACCACGAGUACCAGCACCACUGCUCCCACCAGCACCAGUGCCUCUGCUCCCAUGACUACCACCAACACUGCUACCACAAGCACUGAGACGUCCACACCUGUGAGUACAAUAACUACUUCUCCAAUGAGCACCAGCACCACUGCUCUCACGAGCACCAGUGCCACUGCACCCACAAGCACCAGCGCCACUGCUACCACGACUACCAGCGCCUCGGCUCUCACCAGCACCAGCGCCACUGCUCCCACCAGCACCAGCGCCACUACUCCCAUGAGUAGCAGCACAACUUCUCCCACGAGCACCAGCGCCACUGCUCCCACCAGCACCAGUGCCUCUGCUCCCAUGACUACCACCAACACUGCUACCACAAGCACUGAGACGUCCACACCCGUGAGUACAAUAACUACUUCUCCCGUGAGCACCAGCACCACUGCUACCACGACCACCAGUGCCACUGCACCCACAAGCACCAGUGCCACUGCUACCACGAGUACCAGCACCACUGCUCCCACCAGCACCAGUGCCUCUGCUCCCAUGACUACCACCAACACUGCUACCACAAGCACUGAGAUGUCCACACCUGUGAGUACAAUAACUAAUUCUCCAAUGAGCACCAGCACCACUGCUCUCACGAGCACCAGUGCCACUGCACCCACAAGCACCAGCGCCACUACUCCCUUGAGUAGCAGCACAACUUCUCCCACGAGCACCAGCGCCACUGCUCCCACCAGCACCACUGCUCCCACCAGCACCAGCACCACUACUGCUGUGAGCACUAGCGCCACUGUUCCUGUGAGUACCACAAACACUGCUACCACAAGCACUGAGACGUCCGGACCCACGAGUGUAAGCACCACUGCUCCCACCAGCACCAGCGCCACUGCUCUCACCAGCUCCAGUGCUACUGCUCCCACGAGUACCAGCACCACUUCUCCCAUGAGUACUAGCACCACUACUGUCACCAGCACCACUGCUCCCACCAGCACCAGCGCCACUGCUCCCGUGAGUACCACCAACACUGCUACCACAAGCACUGAGACGUCCGGAGCCACGAGUAUAAGCAACACUGCUCCCACCAGCACCAGCACCACUGCUACCACGAGUAGCAGCACCACUUCUCCCACGAGCACCAACCCCACUGCUUCCACGAGCACCAGCGCCGCUGGUUCCAUGAGUACCACCAACACUGCUACCACAAGCACUGAGACGUCCACACCCGUGAGUACAAUAACUACUUCUCCCGUGAGCACCAGCACCACUGCAACCACGAGCACCAGUGCCACUGCACCAACAAGCACCAGCACCACUGCAACCACGAGUACCAGCACCACUGCUCCCACCAGCACCAGUGCCUCUGCUCCCAUGACUACCACCAACACUGCUACCACAAGCACUGAGACGUCCACACCUGUGAGUACAAUAACUAAUUCUCCAAUGAGCACCAGCACCACUGCUCUCACGAGCACCAGUGCCACUGCACCCACAAGCACAAGCGCCACUGCUACCACGACUACCAGCGCCUCGGCUCUCACCAGCACCAGCGCCACUGCUCCCACCAGCACCAGCGCCACUACUCCCAUGAGUAGCAGCACAACUUCUCCCACGAGCACCAGUGCCACUGCUUCCACGAGCACCAGUGCCUCUGCUCCCAUGAGUACCACCAACACUGCUACCACAACCUCUGAGAUGUCUGGAGCCACGAGUAUAAGCAACACUGCUCCCACCAGCACCAGCGCCACUGCUCCCAUGAGUAGCAGCACAACUUCUCACACGACCACCAGCGCCACUGCUCCCACCAGCACCAGCGCCUCUGCUCCCAUGAGUACCACCAACGCUGCUACCACAAGCACUGAGACGUCCACACCCGUGAGUACAAUAACUACUUCUCCCGUGAGCACCAGCACCACUGCUCUCACGAGAACCAGUGCCACUGCACCCACAAGCACCAGUGCCACUGCUACCACGAGCACCAGCACCACUGCUCCCACCAGCACCAGCACCACUACUGCUGUGAGCACCAGCGCCACUGCUCCCUCCAGCACCAGCGCCACUACUCCCAUGAGUAGCAGCACAACUUCUCCCACGAGCACCAGUGCCACUGCUUCCACGAGCACCAGUGCCUCUGCUCCCAUGAGUACCACCAACACUGCUACCACAACCUCUGAGAUGUCUGGAGCCACGAGUAUAAGCAACACUGCUCCCACCAGCACCAGCGCCACUGCUCCCGUGAGUACCACUAACACUGCUACCACAAGCACUGAGACGUCCGGAGCCACGAGUAUAAGCAACACUGCUCCCACCAGCACCAGUGCCACUACUCCCGUGAGAAGCAGCACCACUGCUCCCAGCAGCACCAGUGCCACUGCUUCCACGAGCACCAGCGCCACUGCUAAAACGACUACCAGUGCCUCUGCUCUCACCAGCACCAGCGCCACUGCUCCCACCAGCACCAGCGCCACUACUCCCAUGAGUAGCAGCACAACUUCUCACACGAGCACCAGCGCCACUGCACCCACAAGCACCAGCGCCACUGCUACCACGAGUACCAGCACCACUGCUCCCACCAGCACCAGUGCCUCUGCUCCCAUGACUACCACCAACACUGCUACCACAAGCACUGAGACGUCCACACCUGUGAGUACAAUAACUACUUCUCCCGUGAGCACCAGCACCACUGCUCUCACGAGCACCAGUGCCACUGCACACACAAGCACCAGCGCCACUGCUACCACGACUACCAGCGCCUCUGCUCUCACCAGCACCAGCGCCACUGCUACCACGAGCACCAGCACCACUGCUCCCACCAGCACCAGCACCACUACUGCUGUGAGCACUAGCGCCACUGCUCCCGUGAGUAACACCAAUACUGCUACCACAAGCACUGAGACGUCCGGAGCCACGAGUAUAAGCAACACUGCUCCCACCAGCACCAGCGCCACUGCUUCCAUGAGCACCAGCGCCACUGCUACCACGAGUACCAGCGCCACUGCUCCAACCAGCACCAGUGCCUCUGCUCCCAUGACUACCACCAACACUGCUACCACAAGCACUGGGACGUCCACACCUGUGAGUACAAUAACUACUUCUUCCGUGAGCACCACCACCACUGCUACCACGAGCACCAGUGCCACUUCACCCACAAGCACCAGCGCCACUGCUACCACGAGUGUAAGCACCACUGCUCCCACCAGCACCAGUGCCUCUGCUCCCAUGACUACCACCAACACUGCUACCACAAGCACUGAGACGUCCACACCUGUGAGUACAAUAACUACUUCUCCAAUGAGCACCAGCACCACUGCUCUCACGAGCACCAGUGCCACUGCACCCACAAGCACCAGCGCCACUGCUACCACGAGUACCAGCACCACUGCUCCCACCAGCACCAGUGCCUCAGCUCCCAUGACUACCACCAACACUGCUACCACAACCUCUGAGACAUCCACACCCGUGAGUACAAUAACUACUUCUCCAAUGAGCACCAGCACCACUGCUCCCAUGAGCACCAGUGCCACUGCAUCCACAAGCACCAGCGCCACUGCUACCACGACUACCAGCGCCUCUGCUCUCACCAGCACCAGCGCCACUGCUCCCACCAGCACCAGCACCACUACUGCUGUGAGCACUAGCGCCACUGUUCCUGUGAGUACAACAAACACUGCUACCACAAGCACUGAGACGUCUGGACCCACGAGUGUAAGCACCACUGCUCCCACCAGCACCAGCGCCACUGCUCUCACCAGCUCCAGUGCUACUGCUCCCACGAGUACCAGCACCACUUCUCCCAUGAGUACUAGCACCACUACUGUCACCAGCACCACUGCUCCCACCAGCACCAGCGCCACUGCUCCCGUGAGUACCACCAACACUGCUACCACAAGCACUGAGACGUCCGGAGCCACGAGUAUAAGCAACACUGCUCCCACCAGCACCAGCACCACUGCUACCACGAGUAGCAGCACCACUUCUCCCACGAGCACCAACCCCACUGCUUCCACGAGCACCAGCGCCUCUGCUACCAUGAGUACCACCAACACUGCUACCACAAGCACUGAGACGUCCACACCCGUGAGUACAAGAACUACUUCUCCCGUGAGCACCAGCACCACUGCUCUCACGAGCACCAGUGCCACUGCACCCACAAGCACCAGUGCCACUGCUCCCACCAGCACCAGCACCACUACUGCUGUGAGCACUAGCGCCACUGCUCCCAACAGCACCAGUGCCUCUGCUCCCAUGACUACCUCCAACACUGCUACCACAAGCACUGAGACGUCCACACCUGUGAGUACAAUAACUACUUCUCCCGUGAGCACCAGCACCACUGCUACCACGAGCACCAGUGCCACUGCACCCACAAGCACCAGCGCCACUGCUACCACGAGUACCAGCACCACUGCUCUCACCAGCACCAGUGCCUCAGCUCCCAUGACUACCACCAACACUGCUACCACAAGCACUGAGACGUCCACACCCACCACUGCUCCCACCAGCACCAGCACCACUACUGCUGUGAGCACUAGCGCCACUGCUCCCGUGAGUACCACAAACACUGCUACCACAAGCACUGAGACGUCCACACCCGUGAGUACAAGAACUACUUCUCCCAUGAGCACCAGCACCACUGCUACCACGAGCACCAGUGCCACUGCAUCCACAAGCACCAGCGCCACUGCUACCACGACUACCAGCGCCUCUGCUCUCACCAGCACCAGCGCCACUACUCCCAUGAGUAGCAGCACCACUGCAACCAGCAGCACCAGUGCCACUGCACCCACAAGCACCAGCGCCACUACUCCCAUGAGUAGCAGCACAACUUCUCCCACGAGCACCAGCGCCACUGCUCCCACCAGCACCACUGCUCCCACCAGCACCAGCACCACUACUGCUGUGAGCACUAGCGCCACUGCUCCCGUGAGUACCACAAACACUGCUACCACAAGCACUGAGACGUCCACACCCGUGAGUACAAGAACUACUUCUCCCGUGAGCACCAGCACCACUGCUACCACGAGCACCAGUGCCACUGCAUCCACAAGCACCAGCGCCACUGCUACCACGACUACCAGCGCCUCUGCUCUCACCAGCACCAGCGCCACUGCUCCCACCAGCUCCAGUGCUACUGCUACCACGAGUACCAGCACCACUUCUCCCAUGAGUACUAGCACCACUACUGUCACCAGCACCACUGCUCCCACCAGCACCAGCGCCACUGCUCCCGUGAGUACCACCAACACUGCUACCACAAGCACUGAGACGUCCGGAGCCACGAGUAUAAGCAACACUGCUCCCACCAGCACCAGCACCACGGCUACCACGAGUAGCAGCACCACUUCUCCCACGAGCACCAACCCCACUGCUACCACCAGCACCAGUGCCUCUGCUCCCAUGAGUACCACCAACACUGCUACCACAAGCACUGAGACGUCCACACCCGUGAGUACAAGAACUACUUCUCCCGUGAGCACCAGCACCACUGCAACCACGAGCACCAGUGCCACUGCACCCACAAGCACCAGUGCCACUGCUACCACGAGUACCAGCACCACUGCUCCCACCAGCACCAGUGCCUCUGCUCCCAUGACUACCACCAACACUGCUACCACAAGCACUGAGACGUCCACACCUGUGAGUACAAGAACUACUUCUCCAAUGAGCACCAGCACCACUGCUCCCAUGAGCACCAGUGCCACUGCACCCACAAGCACCAGCGCCACUGCUACCACGACUACCAGCGCCUCUGCUCUCACCAGCACCAGCGCCACUGCUCCCACCAGCAGCAGCGCCACUACUCCCAUGAGUAGCAGCACCACUGCAACCAGCAGCACCAGUGCCACUGCUUCCACGAGCACCAGCGCCACUGCUCCCACCAGCACCAGCACCACUACUGCUGUGAGCACUAGCGCCACUGUUCCUGUGAGUACCACAAACACUGCUACCACAAGCACUGAGACGUCUGGACCCACGAGUGUAAGCACCACUGCUCCCACCAGCACCAGCGCCACUGCUCUCACCAGCUCCAGUGCUACUGCUACCACGAGUACCAGCACCACUUCUCCCAUGAGUACUAGCACCACUACUGUCACCAGCACCACUGCUCCCACCAGCACCAGCGCCACUGCUCCCGUGAGUACCACCAACACUGCUACCACAAGCACUGAGACGUCCACACCCGUGAGUACAAUAACUACUUCUCCCGUGAGCACCAGCACCACUGCUCUCACGAGCACCAGUGCCACUGCAUCCACGAGCACCAGCGCCACUGCUACCACGACUACCAGCGCCUCUGCUCUCACCAGCACCAGCGCCACUGCUCCCACCAGCAGCAGCGCCACUACUCCCAUGAGUAGCAGCACCACUGCAACCAGCAGCACCAGUGCCACUGCUUCAACGAGCACCAGCGCCACUGCUCCCACCAGCACCAGCACCACUACUGCUGUGAGCACUAGCGCCACUGUUCCUGUGAGUACCACAAACACUGCUACCACAAGCACUGAGACGUCUGGACCCACGAGUGUAAGCACCACUGCUCCCACCAGCACCAGCGCCACUGCUCUCACCAGCACCAGUGCCACUGCUCCCACGAGUACCAGCACCACUGCUCCCACCAGCACCAGUGCCUCUGCUCCCACCAGCACCAGUGCCACUGCUCCCACGAGUACCAGCACCACUGCUCCCACCAGCACCAGUGCCUCUGCUCCCAUGAGUACCAGCAACACUGCUACCACAAGCACUGAGAUGCCCGGACCUACUAGUACAAUAACAACUUCUCCCUUGAGCACCAGCACCGCUGCUACUACAAGCCCUGAGACAUCCGGACUCAUGAGCACGAGCGCAAUUGCUACCAUAACUACAAGCACCACUGUUCCCACCAGCACCAGCCCCACUGCUCCAGUGAGCACCAGCACCACUGCAACCACAAGCACCAGCACCACUGCUCCCACAAGCACCAGCACCACUGCUCCAAUCAGCACUGAGACAACAGGACCUACGAGCACUAGCACCACUGCUCCCACGAGCAGCAGCACCACUACUCCCACUAGCACCAGCACCACUGCUACCACAAACAGUGAGAUGUCCGGACAAACGAGUACAAUAGCUACUUCUCACUUAAGCACUAGCUCCACUGCUAGCACAAGCACCAAAACCACUGCUCCCGUGACUAGCAGCACAACUUCUCCCAUGAGCACGAGCACCACUGCUCCCACGAGCACCAGCACCACUGCUCCCGUGAGUACCACCAACACUACAACCAUGAGCACCAGCGCCACUGCUCCCACGAGCAGCAGCACCACUGCUCCCACGAGCACCAGCGCCACUGCUCCCACCAGCACUAGCCCUACUGCUACCACAAGCACUCAGACGUCCGGACCCACGAGUUCAAUUCCUACUUCUCCAUUUAGCACCAGCACCACUGCGACAACGGUCACCAGCACCACUGCUCCAAUCAGCACUGAGACAACAGGACCUACGAGCAGCACCAGCACCACUGCUCCCGUGAGCACCGCUAUUGCCAUGAGCACCAGCACCACUGUUCCCACGAGCGCCGCUAUUGCCAUUAGCACCAGCACCACUGCUCCCACCAGCACCAGCACCACUGCUACCACAAGCACUGAGGCGUCUGAACUCAUGAGUACAAUAACUCCAUCUCCCUUGAGCACCAGCACUGCUGCUACCACAAGCACCAGCGCCACUGCUCCCACGAUCACUGGCACUACCACGUCCAUGAUCAGCAGCACCACCAGACAAACAGCCACUACCACUAACAACCAGCCAAGCAGCACCACCACUCUCCUCACCACCAGCACUACCAUGCUCUCCAAGACCACCACCACUCUGCCAACCACCACGCUCCCCACUACCACCAGCCAGCCAAGCACCACCCAGCCAAACACCAGGACCACCGUGCUCUCCACCAUGAGCACCACCUCUGCUCAGCCAACCAAUGCCACCGUCACACUCCCCACCUCCACCACCCACUCAACAACCACAGCCACCAUGCACCCAACCACCACCAUUACCACCACAACGACCACCAUCAAGACAACGACCACCACCACCACACGUGCAACUACCACCACUACUACCACCAGGACCACCACGAGCCCAACCACCACCACCACCCCAGGGCAAUGCGAAAAUGGAGGCACUUGGGUCAACGGCCAAUGUGUGUGUCCCCCGGGAUACACGGGCGCCAACUGCAUUUCCAUCGAGAGCAGCAUCGAGACCAAAGCUGAGGCCAACGUGUCUGUGAGCGUGGAGCUGCGGGUCACCAACCAGGAGUACACCGAGGACCUCCGAAACGAAAGCUCUGAAGUCUACAAGAGCUUCGUCCUCAGCUUCACCCUGCAGAUGGAAAUUGUCUACCGCAACAUUGAAGGCUACCAGGGCAUCAGGAUCCUGAGUCUGUCACCGGGCAGCAUCGUGGUGAAUCACACCGUCAUCGUUGCUGUGCUGGUGACCGCCGAUACCACGGAGAAGAUCGGUAACAUCACCAAGAAUGUGCAGGAGGAGAUCGUCCAAGCAGCGACAAAGCAGGAAAACUGCACUGAUAACAGCACCCUCUGCUUCAACGCCUCCGAAGUGACAAUCACCAAACCCUCGUACGAGUUCAAUGCAACAGCGUAUUGCCGCCAGAUCGCACCCAACGACUUUCAGAACUUCUACUACCCCAACAUCACCAAAAGCGGCCUCACCUGCGUGUCCAACUGCUCGGCCAACACCGCCAGUGCCAUCGACUGCAACGAGGGGCAGUGCCAGCUCACCCCGAGUGGCCCCCAGUGCUUCUGCCGUGAGACCAACCUCUACUGGUACCAAGGCGAUCGGUGCAAGAGCCGGGUCAGCAAGAUGGCCGUGGGCAUGGGCCUGGCCGUGGCGGUCUUGUGCUUGGUCAUCUUCGUCCUUGCCGCCUUCCUCUUCAGGGCCAAGUGGCAGAAGUGGUCAGACAGGUCCAGCGACCUGACGGAGACCAAGCAGCACUGGUAUGAGGAAGAGGAUGAAAACUGGGAAGUCCCUGGGGGCUUCACCAUCCAGAAUGAAGGUGCCCAUGACACCAUGCGGGUUGACCUGCAGUCCGUGGACACCUCGGCACAGACCACCACCACAAGCCCAACCACCACCUCCACUACCACUACCCCAGGGGUCUGCGAAAAUGGAGGCACUUGGGUCAACGGCCAAUGCGUGUGUCGCCCGGGAUACACGGGCGCCAACUGCGGUUCCGUCGAGAGCAGCAUCGAGACCAAAGCUGAAACCAAUGUGUCCGUGAGCGUGGAGCUGCGGGUCACCAACCAGGAGUACACCAAGGACCUCCAAAACGAAAGCUCUGAAGUCUACAAGAGCUUCGUCCUCAGCUUCACCCUGCAGAUGGAAAUUGUCUACCGCAACAUUGAAGGCUACCAGGGCAUCAAGAUCCUGAGUCUGUCACCGGGCAGCAUCGUGGUGAAUCACACCGUCAUCGUUGCUGUGCCAGUGACCGCUGAUACCGUGGAGAAGAUCAGUAACGUCACCAAGAAUGUGCAGGAGGAGAUCGUCCAAGCAGCGACCCAGCAGGAAAACUGCACUGAUAACAGCACCCUCUGCUUCAACGCCUCCGAAGUGACGAUCACCCAACCCUCGUACGAGUUCAAUGCAACAGCGUAUUGCCGCCAGAUCGCACCCAACGACUUUCAGAACUUCUACUACCCCAACAUCACCAAAAGUGGCCUCACCUGCGUGUCCAACUGCUCAGCCAACACUGCCAGUGCCAUCGACUGCAACGAGGGGCAGUGCCAGCUCACCCGGCAUGGCCCCCAGUGCUUCUGCCGUGAGACCAACCUCUACUGGUACCAGGAUAAUCGGUGCAAGAGCCGGGUCAGCAAGAUGGCUGUGGGCAUGGGCCUGGCCGUGGCGGUCUUGUGCUUGGUCAUCUUUGGCCUUGCUGCCUUCAUCUUCAGGUCCAGGAGGCAGAAGUCGUUGGACAGGUACAGCAACCUGACAGAGACCAAGAAGCAGUGGUACGAGGAAGAGGAUGAGAACUGGAAACUCCCUGGGGGCUUCACCAUCCAGAAUGAUGAUGUCUAUGAGGACACCAUGCGGGUUGACCUGCAGUCCGUGGACACCUUGGCAAAGGGACGCAUGGCUCCUCCCCACAGAGGGGCAAAGUUCCCCACUGCCACUCCUGCCCCAGGCAUGGCUCCGCACCAGGAUGCUGCUGGUGGCACUGGGGUGUUGGGGGGCACCAAGAUGGGGGCUUGCACCCGAGUCUUCCUCCUCCUCUUCCUCUUCCUCCUCUGUGGGGUUGCAGCGGGCACUAUCACGAGCACUGUGAGUACUGCAGUAAACGCGUCCCCUGAGGAACCCACAUCAGCUGCAACAAUCACGAGCCUCAGCACUACUUCCACCACCAUGGUCCCGACCACCACCAGCAUGAGCCCAACCACCAGCAUCACCUCAAGCCCGCCCACCACCUUGAGCCCGAACACCACCUCGAGCCCGAACACCACCUCGAGCCCGAACACCACCUCGAGCCCGAACACCACCUCGAGCCCAACCACCAUCUCGAGGCCAAACACCACCACCACCACGAGGCCAACCACUACCACCACCACAACCACCACCACCACCUCCACAACCACCACCACCACCACAGGGCAAUGCGAAAAUGGAGGCACUUGGGUCAACGGCCAAUGCGUGUGCCCCCCGGGAUACACGGGCACCACCUGCAGUUCCGUCGAGAGCAGCAUCGAGACCAAAGCCGAAACCAACGUGUCGGUGAGCGUGAAGCUGCGGGUCACCAACCAGGAGUUCACCGACGACCUCCGAAACGAAAGCUCUGAAGUCUACAAGAGCUUCGUCCUCAGCUUCACCCUGCAGAUGGAAAUCGUCUACCGCAACAUUGAAGGCUACCAGGGCAUCAAGAUCCUGAGUCUGUCACCGGGCAGCAUCGUGGUGAAUCACACCGUCAUCGUUGCUGUGCUGGUGACCGCCGAUACCACGGAGAAGAUCGGUAACAUCACCAAGAAGGUGCAGGAGGAGAUCGUCCAAGCAGCGACCCAGCAGGGAGACUGCACUGAUAACAGCACCUUCUGCUUCAACGCCUCCGAAGUGACGAUCACCCAACCCUCGUACGAGUUCAAUGCAACAGCGUAUUGCCGCCAGAUCGCACCCAGUGACUUUGAGAACUUCUACUACCCCAACAUCACCAAAAGUGGCCUCACCUGCGUGUCCAACUGCUCGGCCAACACCGCCAGUGCCAUGGACUGCAACGAGGGGCAGUGCCAGCUCACCCCGACUGGCCCCCAGUGCUUCUGCCGUGAGACCAACAUCUACUGGUACCUGGAUAAUCGGUGCAAGAGCCGGGUCAGCAAGAUAACUGUGGGCCUGGGCGUGGCUGUGGCAGUCUUGUGCUUGGUCAUCCUCGUCCUCGCCAUCCUUCUCUGCAUAGCCAAGAGGCCAAAGUCAUCUGAGAGUGCCAGCGACCUGAAGGAGCACAAGGAGAACUGGUAUGAGGACAUGAAUGAAGACUGGACCCCGCCCAGGUUGCUUCGUCAUCCAAAAUGAAGGUCCAAAUGCAGAGCCCAGAGAGGAUCGCCACACAGCUCUGAGCAGGGAGGGGGGGACACCAGGAGGCUGCCCCCACCCAGGACACGCACAGCACUGUGGGAUACCUCCCCUGCUUCUGGGGGGGGUCGUGACCCUCCCUUUUAGGGCCAUGACCCCCACCCUUCCUGUAGCACUUCAUUUGGCCCCCACCUCUGCUAGCACAAACUGGUCCUGGCCCUGCUCUCCUGGUGAUGACCAUACUUUGGGGGCUGUGAUGUCAUUUCCGGGGUCCCCCCCCAGGUCACUUUAAGGAUCAGGACACCCCCCCUCCUCCUGCACAGGGAUGGACCCCCCCCAAUUCCAAAUAAAAAAACUAUCAAGUCA
Messenger RNA from Anas platyrhynchos (mallard), 12487 nucleotides. The record is from RefSeq and is a predicted model, not a curated record. Lineage: Eukaryota; Metazoa; Chordata; Aves; Anseriformes; Anatidae.